Messenger RNA from Oldenlandia corymbosa var. corymbosa, 798 nucleotides. The record is from the annotation of a GenBank genome assembly. Lineage: Eukaryota; Viridiplantae; Streptophyta; Magnoliopsida; Gentianales; Rubiaceae.
GGAGAUGUCACAAAAUCUUCAACCACAUUUUGAUCAAAUAAUUCAGACAUCAAACACAACAAAAUCUAAAAAGCAGGUCUUUAAAUCAUCAUCCUGGCUAGUAAUGUUGAUCAUGAGAUCAGCCCUGAAGCGGUUGACAAAUGGUUCCACGACCAUAUUCAACAUCAUGGAACAAAACCCAAGAUUACGAAGCUCCAUUUCUUUGUCCACGACAAUGUUACCGCCGACGAUCCCACAUCGGUUUUAGUCGCUCCGGCCAACGCCGUCACUCCAUCAGCUGCUUUCGGAUCAACCUACGUUAUGGAUGCUCCGAUAACUGUUGAUUCGGAUCCUAAUUCUGACCUUAUCGGCCGGCUCCAAGGCACAUACAGUUUCGCAGGACGUGAUGAGCAUGUACUGUCUAUGGCGAUAAAUUUCGUGUUCACAAAAGGAGAAUACAGAAACAGUUCUCUCAGCGUUUUAGCGAACAAUCCAAUUUCUCACGAAUACAGAGAAUUUCCGAUACUGGGAGGAACCGGAGCAUUUCGGUUGGCCCGUGGAAUUGCGACCGCGAAUACUGUGAAGGUCGAUAUGGAGAAGCUCAAUGCCCUUUUGGAGUACCACGUUAUCAUCCAACAUUAUUGAUUUAGUUGUUUGAUUAGAAAUAUUGAUUUGAUUUUAUAAACUUUUCCAUCUAUAUUGUUCAUAAAUAAAUGGAAGAUUAUUUGUUUUUGAUGUAUAUAUACUCUCUUGAAUCAUUUCAAUCUCAUGUUUCCUAUAUAUUUUCCUUGGCUAUUAUGUAUGCUGCAAAAUUGUUAU